ACAUCUGGUUCUUUAAGAGAAAACCCCGUUGCCCUAAAUCUCCAUCCAGCAGUAGGCCUAUCAUCUGAUCCCUCUACACACAGCAGACGUUUCUCCAAUCACUCACCUCCUGUUGCUUAUCCUACAUCUCAUAGUAGGAAUGAAACAUUCCCAUGUUCUGGUGAUUCUUUUACCCAGAGGGAGGACCUUCCUUCACACGAGCGAGGUCGCGAAAGGGAGAAGCCAUACUCCUGUUCAGAAUGUGGGAAGUGUUUCCCUCGGAAACAGGAACUCAUUGGACACCAGAGAACUCACACAGCUAUGAAGUCCUUUUCAUGUUCGGAAUGCGGGAGAUGUUUUACCCGGAGAGGCACUCUCAUUGAACACCAGAGAAUUCACACAGGGAUGAAGCCGUUUUCGUGUUUGGACUGCGGGAAAAGCUUUAGCCAGAAAUCAACUUUUUAUGCGCAUAGAAAGAUUCACACGGGGGAGAAGCCGUUCUCGUGCUUGGAAUGCGGAAGACGUUUCUCCAAGAAAUACCAUCUUACGUUACAUGAGAGGAGCCACACGGGAGAAAAGCCAUAUUCAUGUAUGGAGUGCGGGAGAGGGUUUGCCCAGAAAUCUCUACUGAUCGGGCAUGUAAGGAUUCACACCGGGGAGAAGCCACAUUCCUGCGCGCAGUGUGGGAAAAGGUUCACUCUGAGAUCAAACCUGGUGUCACAUGAAAAGAGAAAUCACACCCUGGAGGGACCCUUUCUUUGUUCAGUAUGUGGAAAAUGUUUUUCCAGGAAAGCAUAUUUUAUUGACCAUGAAAGAACUCACACUGGGGAGAGGCCCUAUUCUUGUUCUGUAUGUGGAAAAUGUUUCAAUCAGAAGUCAGCUCUUGCCACCCAUCAGCGGAUUCACACAGCCGAGAAGCCGUACCCCUGCACUGAGUGUGGUAGAUGUUUUACCCAGAAAGCCCAUCUUAUUAUACACCAGAGGACGCACAAAGAAAAUGUAAUCACCUCAUAUCUUCACCCAGUGCUUUCCAGUGCAGAUCUAUUAGCCGAUCCCUCUACCCAAGGGAAGGUGACACUUGUCUCUCACCAGAAAACUCAUGCAGCAGAAAAGCCGUAUUUGUGUUCUGUAUGUGGAGAAUGCGGGAAAUGCUUCUCGGUGAAUUCAGUUCUUACUAGACAUAAGAGAACGCACACGGGAGAGAAGCCGUACUCAUGUUCAGAAUGUGGGAAAUGUUUUUCUCGGAGGGCACACCUUAUCUCCCAUCAGAAAACCCACACUGGGGAAAGGCCGUAUUCCUGCUCAGAAUGUGGGAAAUCUUAUGCACUGAGAACGGAUCUUUCGAGACACCAGAGACUUCACACGGGGAAGAAGCCAUAUUCAUGUUUGGAAUGUGGGAAAUGUUUCAUUAAGAGUUCGAACCUUGUUAAUCACAUGAGGACUCACACGGGGGAGAAGCCAUAUACAUGUUCGGAGUGCGGGAAAUGUUUUAGUCAGCAGUGCAACCUGAAAUCACAUAAGAGAAUUCACACCGGGCAGAAGCCGUACGCAUGCUCAGAAUGCGAGAAAUGUUUCAGCAGGAGUUCAAGUCUUGUGAAGCACAUGAGAACUCACACGGGGGAGAAGCCGUACGCGUGUUCAGAGUGCGGGAAAUGUUUCAGUCAGCAGAGCAAUCUAAAAUUACAUAAGAAAAUUCACGCAGGGAAGAAGCCGUAUUCACGUUCGUAA
Molecule: messenger RNA, 1707 nt
Organism: Staurois parvus
Lineage: Eukaryota; Metazoa; Chordata; Amphibia; Anura; Ranidae
Source: the annotation of a GenBank genome assembly